UUUGCCAAAAAAAUAAAAGAUUUGGGACCUAAGCUGCAAUUAUCUCUGACGGACACGGCUGCUCGAGCAAAGGAUCUAGAAAUUGUCGUCGCCGGUGAAAAAGAAGAAGAUGGGGACUAUGACUUUCAACUUGUAAUCCAAAUCAAACCACAAUUAUUUGGUCUUUCGAAUUAUUGGUAAAAGACGACGCCGCCGCCGUAGACCCAUUAAACAAAUGCUAUAAUCCAUUAUUAUGCAUAAUGCAUGGUGGACUUUUGUGUUCUCCACUCCUACUUAAAUGGAUCUCUUCCUGGAACACAUUAACAAUCGACGGAGUUAAUUUUGAAGAGAAAUGGCUGCUCCGGCGACAUCAAUUACGGUGGCGGUGCCGAGAAUCAAGCUGGGAUCGCAGGGCCUAGAAGUAUCGAAACAAGGGCUAGGGUGUGUGGGCAUGUCCGCCACCUACGGCCCGCCCAAGCCGGAGAUUGAUAUGAUCAAGCUCAUCCACCAUGCCGUCGAUUCCGACGUCACAUUUUUCGACACUUCCGAUUUCUAUGGGCCCCAUACCAAUGAGGUUCUCCUCGGAAAGGCUUUGAAAGGAAGAAUAAGGGAGAAAGUACAAUUAGCUACCAAGUUUGGAGUACAAUUUAAGGAUGAGAAAAUUGAAGUUCGUGGAGACCCAAAGUAUGUGAGGGAUUCAUGUGAGGCCAGCUUGAUGCGGCUCGAAAUGGACUACAUUGAUCUCUAUUAUGUUCAUCGGAUCGACACUCGUGUACCAAUUGAAGUCACGGUUUGUCCCUCUCGAACUCUUGAUUCUUCUUUUGCUACGUUAAUAACAUUGUUUCAAAUUACAAGGAAUGAUAUCGAUUAUUAACGAUGCGACUCAAAAUGAGGACAAAAUACAAUGAUCUCGACUUAUAAUCGUAGCACUCCAAAUUACAUGAUCUAUCAAACUUGCUAAUGUUUUAGUCUCUCUAAAAAUGGAGGAAGACUAAAAAAUACAAGAAAAUAAUAUUCGGUACUGGAAUAUAAAAUACGGAAUGGUGCAAGGAGGAAAUGAGAAUUUGAGUUGGUUUUGGAAUUAAUGAAAUUCGAUAUAUGGUGAUCAAUUUAUAAAAGUUGAAAUGUUGUGUCUUGAAUAGAAACAACUUGUCUGGACAGAUGGGUUGUGCUGUAUUAAUAAAAUUGUUCGAUUUAUAAGGAAAUGAUACUGAUUAUUAUAUCAAUCAUGCUUAGAGUACAGAACCCCUACCAACUCACAGCAUGGGGUGAGGGGGGUUUUUGGCAAUUUUUUAUGCUGGUGAGACCCACGUACUGUGUGGGUCGCGGGGUUCUGAGCCCCUACCUUGAUAAAAUAGCAUCAUUGUUAUUAUAUCGCUAUCAACAUUGCCACACAACAAGGACAAGAUACAUUGAAUAUGUGCUUUUGUUUGUACUUGGAUGGAAAAAAAGAAAUAUAGCUCCGGAUUGGUCCAGAAGAAUUAGGGAUGACAAUGGAUCGAACUAAGCUGGUCU
Molecule: messenger RNA, 1494 nt
Organism: Olea europaea var. sylvestris
Lineage: Eukaryota; Viridiplantae; Streptophyta; Magnoliopsida; Lamiales; Oleaceae
Product: IN2-2 protein-like
Exons: 2
Coding region: 332-853 (173 amino acids)
Cellular component (GO): cytoplasm
Source: RefSeq, a predicted model, not a curated record